AUUAAUAAAAAACCAGUCUCCCAAUUCCACGUUUCAUAAACCAUACCCUCACACACCAGAUUAAUUUUCUUCUCUCUCUUUAAACUCUCGAACGCACAGUCAAAUCUGCUGAAUCGCCAUUACCCAGAAAUAAAGCUUUCAUUUUUGCUGCAAAUAUGGCACCCCUGAGGGGCAUUCUCAAUCUUCAAAGAAUAGGGAAAAUUCAGCGCCACUGUGACAUCUGGGGUGCUGGCUAUAGCAGAUUGUUCAGCACCCAGGCUGCUUCAACGUCCAGUACCCCUCAGCCUCCACCCCCUCCACCUCCAGAGAGAACUCAUUUUGGUGGCCUGAAAGACGAGGAUCGUAUUUUCACUAAUUUAUAUGGAUUGCAUAGUCCCUUUCUUGAAGGUGCUAUGAAACGUGGUGACUGGCAUAGAACAAAGGACUUGGUUGUGAAGGGUGCUGACUGGAUUGUCAAUGAAAUGAAGAAGUCUGGUCUCCGUGGACGUGGUGGUGCUGGUUUUCCAUCAGGUCUCAAGUGGUCGUUCAUGCCAAAAGUAUCUGAUGGUCGUCCGUCAUACCUUGUUGUCAAUGCAGAUGAAAGUGAACCUGGAACCUGCAAGGACAGAGAAAUUAUGAGGCAUGAUCCUCACAAACUGCUCGAGGGAUGCCUAAUUGCGGGGGUAGGAAUGAGGGCCAGCGCUGCUUACAUAUAUAUUAGAGGUGAAUAUGUGAAUGAACGUUUGAAUCUGCAGAAGGCAAGAGAAGAAGCUUAUAAAGCUGGGCUCUUGGGGAAAAACGCAUGUGGAUCUGGCUAUGACUUUGAUGUUUAUAUCCAUUAUGGUGCUGGUGCCUAUAUAUGUGGUGAAGAGACUGCACUUUUGGAAAGUCUUGAAGGCAAGCAAGGAAAACCGAGAUUGAAGCCUCCUUUCCCAGCUAAUUCCGGACUCUAUGGAUGUCCUACAACUGUCACAAAUGUGGAAACAGUUGCUGUAUCCCCCACCAUUUUAAGGCGUGGCCCCGAAUGGUUUGCUAGUUUUGGCAGGAAGAACAAUGCAGGGACAAAACUAUUCUGCAUUUCAGGUCAUGUCAACAAGCCUUGCACAGUUGAAGAGGAAAUGAGCAUCUCGUUGAAGGAAUUGAUUGAGAGGCACUGUGGUGGAGUGCGAGGUGGAUGGGACAAUUUACUUGCAGUGAUUCCCGGGGGUUCCUCGGUUCCUUUGCUUCCCAAACCCAUAUGUGAUGAUGUGCUGAUGGAUUUUGAUGCUCUUAAGGCUGUUCAAUCUGGUUUGGGGACUGCUGCUGUAAUUGUGAUGGAUAAAUCAACUGAUGUUGUAGAUGCCAUCGCAAGGUUAUCUUAUUUCUACAAGCACGAGAGUUGUGGUCAAUGUACUCCAUGUAGGGAAGGAACAGGGUGGCUGUGGAUGAUUAUGGAGAGGAUGAAAGUUGGAAAUGCAAAGUUGGAGGAGAUUGAUAUGCUUCAAGAAUUAACAAAGCAGAUUGAGGGGCAUACCAUUUGUGCUUUGGGUGAUGCUGCUGCAUGGCCUGUACAGGGUCUGAUUAGGCAUUUCCGUCCAGAGUUAGAGAGAAGGAUCAAAGAGCAUGCAGCCAAGGAGUUGCUCGAGGCUGAAAGAAGAGGUCUGCUUGAGGCUGCUGCUUAGAUCGUCUUAUGCAGGAGAUCUUUGGUUCUUGGAUAAUUGUUGAAAUAAGAGACUGUAAGGGAUUUCCUUCUAAGUACAAGUCAGGAGGUAGCUCAAGUACAUGUAUGUUCCAGUUAUUUGUUUCUCCAUAUAUACUUUUUGAAUAUGUGUCUGGACGGACACACAAAAUUUAUGUUCGUGUUUAUGUAUUUCUGGUGUAAGGCACUAUGCUUUUAGAAGCCUUGUUUUUCGACCAUGUCAUUGUUUAUCAGAUCCAUCUUCCUAAAACUUGUUGUGUGCAGUUGGUCUUAAAGGUUUUGAAAAACCUCGAAUGGCCUACUAGGAUCUCCAAGUUACUUUGUACUGGAUGUUUAAACUGUAAUAUGAUACUGAUUCAGAAUUA
Molecule: messenger RNA, 2022 nt
Organism: Spinacia oleracea (spinach)
Lineage: Eukaryota; Viridiplantae; Streptophyta; Magnoliopsida; Caryophyllales; Amaranthaceae
Product: NADH dehydrogenase [ubiquinone] flavoprotein 1, mitochondrial
Exons: 3
Coding region: 156-1640 (494 amino acids)
Biological process (GO): mitochondrial electron transport, NADH to ubiquinone
Cellular component (GO): respiratory chain complex I
Molecular function (GO): FMN binding; 4 iron, 4 sulfur cluster binding; NADH dehydrogenase (ubiquinone) activity
Source: RefSeq, a predicted model, not a curated record